Molecule: messenger RNA, 1075 nt
Organism: Dinoponera quadriceps
Lineage: Eukaryota; Metazoa; Arthropoda; Insecta; Hymenoptera; Formicidae
Gene: Vps2
Product: charged multivesicular body protein 2a
Exons: 5
Coding region: 220-906 (228 amino acids)
Biological process (GO): endosome transport via multivesicular body sorting pathway; protein transport; late endosome to vacuole transport
Cellular component (GO): multivesicular body; ESCRT III complex
Source: RefSeq, a predicted model, not a curated record
GACUCCAACACUUCGUGAUUUUGAAGGACUCGUCGUCAGUGCUACCUGUCAAACGAGAAGCGUUGAGAAACCAGCGCUGCUCGUGAUGUCAUUGUCGAUGUUAUCCCGACGAGAUCUGUGACGAUAGCUCGAAAUUGGUUGCGAGACGCGACAGAGUGUCUGAUAAGAUCGCAGGUUUCGUGACGUUUAUGCACUCCCGUUCCUGUAAAUAAUAGAAUCAUGGAGUGGCUGUUCGGCAAGCGUAUCACCCCUGAGGAAAUGCUCAGGAAAAAUCAGAGAGCGUUGAAUAAGGCGAUGCGAGAUUUGGACAGGGAGAGAGUGCGAAUGGAGCAACAGGAGAAGAAAAUCAUAGCGGAUAUUAAGAAGCUUGCUAAAGAUGGACAAAUGGAUGCUGUGAAAAUUAUGGCCAAAGAUCUCGUUAGGACUAGGCGUUACGUGAAGAAGUUCAUGCUUAUGAAAGCGAAUAUUCAAGCGGUAUCCUUAAAAAUACAAACACUACGUUCCCAGAACACAAUGGCGCAAGCAAUGAAGGGAGUGACGAAAGCGAUGCAGAAUAUGAACAAACAAUUGAAUUUGCCACAAAUACAGAAGAUAUUGCAAGAAUUUGAGAAACAGUCAGAGAUCAUGGACAUGAAAGAAGAAAUUAUGAACGAUGCGAUAGAUGACGCAAUGGAGGAUGAAGGGGAUGAAGAAGAGAGUGACGCUGUGGUCGCACAAGUAUUGGAUGAGUUGGGUCUGCAGUUGACGGACCAGCUAUCUGGCCUACCGCAAGCAUCUGGAUCACUGAGUGUAGCUGGUUCUAAACAGCCAGCCGCAGUGGCAACUGGCAACGAGGAAGGUGGCGGCAAUAUCGCAGACGCCGAUGCGGAUCUACAGGCCAGACUCGAAAAUUUGCGACGCGAAUAAGUUGAGAUUUUAAGUUCUAUAUAUAGUUAAAAUAUAAGUGUAUAAAAAUUGUAAAAAAAAAGGUUUGCUUUAUACUGAAGCUUUGAACUGCUCCUGUUGACUCACAAAUGCUUCUAUACUUGAUAUAUACAAACUUAAAUAUAUUAUUACAUUUGAAGUUUCUCCGGAA